GGACUGGUCAGUCUUCCGUGUGUACGAGUGAAGGGUAGUGUUUGUGUGUCUCUCUCUCUGUCUGUAUAAAGAUGAGCAACCAGCGACUGAGGAGUGGGCAUGAGGUGGUGCCCAUGAGCGAGGAGUGGCUCACUCGACUGGAGAAGGACCAGAAGAUGUACAAACAAGGGAUGAUCCGCCUUAUGCCCGACGGCUGGCUCUACCCCACAGCUUUCAUCAACUUCGCUGACAGAAUAUACAACUUUGAAUUCAGGUCCAGCGACGUGGUACUCAUGACGAUGCCCAAGUCUGGGACGACGUGGAUGCAGGAGAUCCUCUGGACGAUGUUACACAACCCCGACCUUGACCACCCACAGGCCGAUGAGCCCAUCUAUCACCGAGCGCCAGAAAUUAGUUUGGACAUGAUGUUUGACAGUAAAGGGAUGGAGGGAGCCAAGAUUGACAAUUUUGCACGAGCAUUCAUAGAAACUUGCCCGGGAAGGAAGCCCGAAGAUGGAAUGUCUCUACAGAUGUGUGAGUUAACAGCUGACCCUCGAGUUAUCAAGACCCAUCUCCCACUCUCUGUCCUGGCACCUGACCUCCUCGACAAAGCUAAGGUGGUGUACGUGGCGAGGAACCCCAAGGAUGUGGUGGUGUCCUACUACUACUACUACUGUAUGAUGAAGGCCUUCACUUACACUGGCUCCUUCACCAACUUUGUAAAGUAUUUUAUGAAUGAUGAGGUAGUGUUUGGACCCUAUUGGCCCCACCUGAGACUGGCCUGGGAGAAGAAGGAUCAUCCUAACAUGUUUUUUGUCUUCUAUGAGGACAUGAAGGAGGACAUCAUGGCAGUACUUCAUAAACUCAACAAAUUCCUCGGUACAAAUCUCACCCAACAGCAGCUUGACAAUGUUAGUCGCCACACUUCCUUCUCUGCAAUGAAGAGUCGAGGAGAGCCUUUAAUAGACGGUGACGUGUUUAAUGCUGACGUUCGGGAGAAAGUUGGAGGGUACUUCAGGAAAGGAAUCAUAGGUGACUGGAAGAACCACUUCACGCCAGAGUUAGAGCAAGAGAUGAAUCAAUGGGUGGAGAGUCACGUUCCUGACAUUGGUAUCACCUUCAAGUGAGGCCGCUGCUACCUGUAUGCACAGCACCCUCCACGUUCACCUCAGCUAUACAUGCUAUAUGGUCUUUUAAUUUUGUAAUGUUAUUUUUUAGCUUGAGAAAAUUUUUUUAUCCUCGGUUUGUCCAAGGAUAAAUAAAUGUAAAACGAAAUCAAAGGUCGAUACUCGAACAGUUAACUGGAAAAUAUUUGUAAAGUAAAGCAGAUCACUAAUAAUAUAUUGAACACUGUUAAGCUUGUAAUGUUCACAUGAUGUUUCUAUUGUUCUUCAUCUCAGCGUGAAAUAGUGUUCGGGAUUAUUUAACUGUAAGAUGAAUAUUAUAUCAUGGAUAAGCACGUUAUAUAAUAUCAUCUAAAAUCUAUAUACAUUGUGAAUCUAUAUCUUAUGUAUUACAAGUUAAAGUGAAGCAAAUUGCCUUACGUCUGUAUUAAAAGAUACAAACACAGAAUGUAUAAUGAAAUGCAUAAUUUUUAUUAUAUACUGUACUUGAUACAAAAAUAAAUGGAAAACAAAGUAUUA
Molecule: messenger RNA, 1622 nt
Organism: Homarus americanus (American lobster)
Lineage: Eukaryota; Metazoa; Arthropoda; Malacostraca; Decapoda; Nephropidae
Product: sulfotransferase 1E1-like
Exons: 7
Coding region: 72-1106 (344 amino acids)
Biological process (GO): sulfation
Cellular component (GO): cytoplasm
Molecular function (GO): sulfotransferase activity
Source: RefSeq, a predicted model, not a curated record